Messenger RNA from Oryzias melastigma (Indian medaka), 990 nucleotides. Its product is annotated as transcription factor 7. The transcript has 7 exons. The coding region runs from base 258 to 845 and encodes 195 amino acids. Gene Ontology annotation, molecular function: DNA-binding transcription factor activity, RNA polymerase II-specific; RNA polymerase II cis-regulatory region sequence-specific DNA binding. NCBI's taxonomy places the organism in Eukaryota, Metazoa, Chordata, Actinopteri, Beloniformes, Adrianichthyidae. Gene Ontology annotation, biological process: canonical Wnt signaling pathway; regulation of transcription by RNA polymerase II. The record is from RefSeq and is a predicted model, not a curated record. Gene Ontology annotation, cellular component: beta-catenin-TCF complex.
CAGCUCGAGGAGGGACGAGGAGUCCUCUUCAUCAUAACCGCAGACUCCUCUUCAUCAGAACUACAGACUCCUCUUCAUCAGAACCACAGACUCCUCUUCAUCAGAACUACAGACUCCUCUUCAUCAGAACCACAGACUCCUCUUCAUCAGAACCACAGACUCCUCUUCAUCAGAACUACAGACUCCUCUUCAUCAGAACCGCCGGUCAGAGUUCUGCUGCUUCUCUAUCACUGCGCUGAGAUCUAGAUUUUCUCAGGAUGGAUCAAAUAUCAGCUGAUCCUGAGACGGGUAUGACAAGUGGACCGAGUCAGAACCGUUCAGCACCUCACUCCGGUUCAGCUCAAACGUUCGACUGGUCUUCCCGCCUGCAGUAUCCCGGUGUGUCCAGCGGGGGGCAGCGCUGCUCCACACACACCCACUGUGCUGCUGCGUCAUCCCUCCAUCCUCUGGUGCCCCUCCUCCUCUACAGCGACAGACUCCUCCCGCCCCCCUCCCAGCCAAUCAGUGCGUCCCAACCCGCCUUUGGGUCACAAUCAAACAGCUGCAGGCAGCCGGUGAAGAAGCCUCUGAACGCCUUCAUGCUCUACAUGAAGGAGAUGAGGCAGAAGGUGCAGCAGGAAGGAGGCCAGAGGGAGAGCGCCGCCAUCAACCGGAUCCUGGGACGCAGGUGGCACACGCUGCCUCGCUCGGAGCAGUCCAAGUACUACGAGCUGGCCCAGAAGGAGCGGCUGCUGCACAUGCAGCUCUACCCGGGAUGGUCCGCCAGGGACAACUACGGCAAGAGGAAGAGGAGGCGGAGCCAGCGGCCAUCAGGAAGCUGCUGUGCAUCUGCUUUGGUUAAAUAACGCUCAGGUGACCGUGAGACCUGUGGAGAAGGUUUCCAAACUCCAAACACGGAUUCGUCAACUUGAUUAACCACUUGCUAUGAAAACUAGUAAAUGUGGAUUUUCUUUAUCGUUGUGCAGAAAUUAAAUGACCUUAAAGUGCAGU